Molecule: messenger RNA, 1190 nt
Organism: Daphnia carinata
Lineage: Eukaryota; Metazoa; Arthropoda; Branchiopoda; Diplostraca; Daphniidae
Product: gametocyte-specific factor 1 homolog
Exons: 7
Coding region: 188-916 (242 amino acids)
Source: RefSeq, a predicted model, not a curated record
GCUCCCCUUCCUUCUCCCCCUGCAACAGCCCUCAACAUCAACGUUUGAAAAGACAGAAUUAACCCCUUUUCGUUAAAGCAAAGAUUUCUUCACCAGAGCCAGCCGUUUUUUACUAAUGCAGUGCCGAAAGCGACCAUUAAAUUAAGUGAAAGUGAUAUAAAUAUUCAACUAGUAGUUAUACUGAAACAUGAAUCGAGUAACCUGUCCGUUUGAUCCAGCCCACGUCGUUGAAGCCAGAAAACUCCAAGCUCAUCUUAUCAAAUGCAAGCGAAAUCUUCCUACCAACCACGAUUUUGUUCAGUGUGAUUUCUGGCAUUUGCAUUAUGUACGAAAAAGUCAGCUUGAUUCGCAUGUCGCCAACUGCGAACAUAGACUUGAAAAGGAGGCCUUUAAAAUAACAUGGGAAUCCGAAGCCUCGAAAUUUUCCCAGCCAAAAUUGUUACCGGUUGAAGUCUGUGAGCCCAGUGAAAUAGAAGAUCAGGAAUCCUGGGAAAGCACGUCAGGGCCUGCUUUUCGAAUCCCAUCUACCUUGGCGAAUUGUUUCUCUCACAGUAUUCCACAAGGUUUAUCUAAGUCGAAACGUAAAGAAUUUCGUGAAAAAGAACUUGAACGACUUCGCCAGCGUAGAGAAAGAGAGGGUGACGUCACGACUAAAACAAGGGAAAACGUAAGUGGAACUGGAAGCCAUUUUGUUCAGCAAACAAGAAUACCAGAGGUUCCCUUGAAACUGCAUCGCAUAGUGGCAAAAUUUCCGGUACCGAUAGACAAGGCUGACAAUUUACCACAUCAGUCCAUAAACACACAAGUGCUUGGGUCUGGGCGCCAAGGACCUGAUGAUGUUGCACGAAAUCGGACAGCUGGAAGAGGCAGGGGUAUUCUAGGACCCACAGCGCCUGGUUGGAGCCAUUUCGAAUGAAAGGAAAGGUCUAAUUAAAAUUACCACUGUUGCUUCUUCUGCAAUCCAGACCAAUUGAGAUAACUCUUGUAAAAGUAAAGCAACAAAUCAGGAUAAGUUCUAUGACCAAGAAUCAGUUUUGUAUUUAUACUGCCAUUCGGCUAACACUUGUGGCAAAUUGAUUUUAUCUUUUCCGCAAUAGAGUCGUUGAUAAGUGUAAUUGUAUCUUUGCCAUUUGAAACGUUAAAGUUUUUAAGGAAACGUAGAAUUAAUACAUUUAAAAAAUUCUUUUCAA